UGUGGGACGAGUAAGAUGCUGGUGCCCUUCACCCUCGGAAGUAGUUUUGCAGAGAAGACUUACGAGUGGAGCUCAGAGGAGGAGGAGUCCGUGAGGAAGGCAGGACCAGUGCAAGUCCUUAUUGUCAAAGAUGACCAUUCCUUUGAACUGGAUGAAGCCGCACUGAACCGCAUCCUCCUCUCAGAGGCUGUCAGAGAUAAAGAGGUUGUGGCUGUGUCUGUUGCUGGAGCUUUUAGAAAAGGAAAAUCAUUCCUGAUGGACUUCAUGCUGCGGUACAUGUACAAUAAGGAAGCAGUGGACUGUGGAGAUUAUAACGAGCCUCUGACUGGUUUCUCCUGGAGGGGAGGGUCUGAGCGGGAGACAACUGGCAUCCAGAUAUGGAGUGAGGUUUUCCUGGUGGACAAGCCUGAUGGUAAAAAGGUUGCAGUGUUGCUGAUGGACACGCAGGGGACCUUUGACAGCCAGUCCACCCUGAGGGAUUCAGCCACCGUGUUUGCCCUUAGCACAAUGAUCAGCUCGAUACAGGUUUACAACUUGUCACAGAACGUGCAGGAGGAUGAUCUGCAGCACUUGCAGCUUUUCACCGAGUACGGCCGGCUGGCCAUGGAGGAGACAUUCCUGAAACCUUUCCAGUCCCUUAUAUUCCGCGUCAUACACGGACACGCACAUUUUCCAAACGAUAAUAACAUGCCCCAGGCAUGUGGUCAGAGCUACGUCUCGGGAAAUCAGCACGAAGAGCUGCAGAACGUCAGAAAGCACAUUCAUUCCUGCUUCACCAAAAUCUCCUGCUUCCUCUUACCUCACCCGGGCCUGAAAGUUGCCACCAACCCUAAUUUCGAUGGAAAACUGAAAGAAAUAGACGAUGAGUUCAUCAAGAACUUGAAGAUUUUGAUUCCUUGGCUUCUUAGUCCUGAGAGCCUGGAUGUUAAGGAGAUCAAUGGAAACCAUAUCACCUGUCGAGGCCUUGUGGAGUAUUUUAAGGCGUACAUAAAGAUCUACCAAGGGGAAGAAUUGCCACACCCCAAGUCGAUGCUGCAGACACCCCGGGGCUGGAGCUGGAACCAUUUUUCUCUCUUUUUUUUUUUUUUCCCCCCCCAGGCUUUGUACAAACUGUACAGCGCAGCUGCCACUCACAGACAUUUGUACCACCACGCCUUCCCCGCACAGAAAGCGGAACCCGCCGAGGGCUCAGAUAGGAAGACGGUGUGAGCCGGGCGCGCGCCCGGCGAUGCAUGAAGGAGGCGCAGCCCCCUCCUCCUCGGUCCCUCAUCCUCGUACCCAUCACAAGCUCCUGCCGUGGAACAGGGAGAGCAGAGAACAAGCGACGUGUCCGGUGGUUCGGUGUGUUCGUUCAAGCACGGUGUUUGACGGGAAGAUGGCAGCAUGUGUUUUUUUUGUUGUUUUCUUUUUUUUUGUUAAUAUGUACAUAUUGGUGCUGCCGCCAUGACAAAGUGCUUUUAAUUUGUAACAGCCAGCCUACUUCCCAGCUAAUUUAUGAAGCCUUAUUUUACCUUUCUUAAUUAGUUACGAAGUCACUGAAGAAAUCAUCAUUUACAUCAUACAGCAACUAAAAAUCUCCCAGACCUUAGCUUCUUCAAAAGCCAACUUCUUUUCAGAUACUUGAACAAGUUAUAACAUGUAACCGAGUCUUUUCUUCAAUUAACCAUUUAAUUACCUAAUUAAAAAUGUAUUAACUUGCUUUAUCAGAAACUGUAAGGGCACUUCUGCUAUGGUAUGUUAACGAUCUCGUAAGGACAGCCUACUUUUCUGUUCGUAACCGAUGCACAAAGUAUCACUUUGUAUAUGUAUUGGAGAAAGUUUCACUGUAUUUCUGUACAUAUAUUCAUUAUAGUGCAUAGAAAGUGUGUUCAACAGUUCUAUUCUUUUAUCGUCAGAACUAUUAAAGUUUGCUUUCGGUUCCUAAGAA
Athene cunicularia (burrowing owl) is the source of this 1927-nucleotide messenger RNA. It is a transcript of the gene ATL1, whose product is annotated as atlastin GTPase 1. Gene Ontology annotation, molecular function: GTP binding; GTPase activity. Lineage: Eukaryota; Metazoa; Chordata; Aves; Strigiformes; Strigidae. The record is from RefSeq and is a predicted model, not a curated record. Gene Ontology annotation, biological process: protein homooligomerization; endoplasmic reticulum organization.